Molecule: messenger RNA, 3216 nt
Organism: Platichthys flesus (European flounder)
Lineage: Eukaryota; Metazoa; Chordata; Actinopteri; Pleuronectiformes; Pleuronectidae
Gene: adra2c
Product: adrenoceptor alpha 2C
Exons: 1
Coding region: 322-1674 (450 amino acids)
Biological process (GO): regulation of vasoconstriction; platelet activation; regulation of smooth muscle contraction
Cellular component (GO): membrane
Molecular function (GO): alpha2-adrenergic receptor activity
Source: RefSeq, a predicted model, not a curated record
AACCGCGGAAAUUGCGCUGCUGUGCGUCCUGCACGUUUUCUGGAAUAAGGACUUAAAAGACUUUGCAUGUUGCGACCCCCCCCUCCCCCCCGCCCUGUCUCUCUUUCUCUCUCGGUGUCUCAUUCUCUUUUUUCCAAAGGAAACACUUGCAUGCAGGAUGUGGAAUAACGAAGGUGAGGAAAGAAGAAAAUCACUAUUUCAUGAAGAUUUUUGUUGUGAAAAAUCCGCCGUUGUCCUCCUGGGAUAUUUCUACUUAUUAUCCCCGCACGUUUAGAUUUUUAAAAAAGUCAAAUCUUGGCUACUGAGGAAAAAACUGUCAAAAUGAAUUUCUUUAACAGCUCUAGCCUGGAGGACGGGAUGGAGGCAGAAAACAUCUCCUCUAAUUCUAAUAACACUUCUCAGAGCGAGUACAGCCAGCUGGCCAUCUGGGGUCUGGCUGGACUGGUCAGCUUCCUCAUUUUGUUUACAAUAGUCGGGAACGUCUUGGUUGUCAUCGCUGUGUUAACAAGCAGAGCACUAAAACCACCCCAGAACCUUUUCCUGGUAUCCCUGGCCAGUGCUGACAUACUGGUGGCCACACUCGUCAUGCCCUUCUCUCUGGCAAAUGAACUCAUGGGCUACUGGUUUUUUGGUAAAAUCUGGUGUGACAUCUACCUGGCCCUGGACGUUUUAUUCUGCACCUCUUCUAUCGUUCACUUGUGCGCCAUUAGUCUGGACAGGUACUGGUCUGUGACACAGGCUUUAGAGUACAACCUGAAGAGGACACCUAAAAGAGUUAAAGGGAUGAUUGUGGUGGUGUGGUUGAUCUCGGCUGUCAUCUCCUUCCCACCGCUCAUAUCGAUGGAUAGGACCAGCAACGAGUCCAGUCCCCAGUGUAUCCUGAACGACGAGACCUGGUAUAUCCUCUACUCCAGCCUUGGAUCAUUCUUUGCCCCCUGCGUUAUCAUGAUCCUGGUAUAUAUCCGCAUCUACCAGGUGGCAAAGACCAGGACCAGAACUAUGUCAGAGAAGAAGAGGGAUGUGGACACCCCUCGGGAAAAUGGGAUAGACAAGGCUGAGCCAGGCGGGUCAAUGAAGUCCAACAGGGGCGGGAGCAUGAAGGACCAGGAACGUGAGAACGGGCACUGCCAGGAGCAGGCAGCUCAGUCCCCCCUACCGAAUGAGCCGAAGCACGUGUCAACAGACCACGACGAGGACUUUGAAGACAGCAGCUCAUCGGAUGAGAAGCCUAAAAAAAAUUCGACUUCGUCCAAACAUCACCACGAAGACAGGAAAGGCAGGAAGUCCAGCCGGAAGAGCAGCUCCGCCUCUAAAUACUCCAGCAGAAAGUCGCGUGCCAGUUCCAAGUCCAUGGAGCUGUUCUCGUCUCGCCGCAAACGCAGGAGCACCAUCAACCGAAAGAAAAUCUCUGCCGCUAGGGAAAAGCGCUUCACCUUUGUCCUUGCUGUCGUCAUGGGGGUAUUCGUCCUGUGCUGGUUCCCCUUCUUCUUCUCCUACAGCCUGUACGGCAUUUGCCGGGAGCCGUGCCAGAUCCCUGAGACCCUGUUCAAGUUCUUUUUCUGGAUUGGGUACGUUAACAGCUCUCUAAACCCGGUCAUCUACACCAUCUUCAACCAGGACUUCCGCAGAGCCUUCCAGAAGAUCCUCUGUAGGUCAUGGAAACGGUCUUUCUGAGGGAGGCGGGACUUCCUGCAUGGCUGGAUUUCGAAUAGACAUCUUCUCCCUUCAGACGUGCAUUUGAUCUGUUCUGAGCUGUGUGAUUAAGUGCUGGCCCGGGGGUGUUCAAACACCUUCACACUUUCAGGGAUUGCACUUGAAAUGAAGGGAUGCUUCACGGAUCAAAGUGUCAAAGGUACAGAGAUGGUGUUUAAAGUACAAGGGUUAAGCGCCGUGAUCAUUUUCACAGAGGAGGCUUUCAUCAAACGCCAUUCAGGCUGCUAACGGACUCUGAGGUGGGCCGCGCCACAUUCACCCUCCUCACUGACUAUCUCUCCCCUUGUUUAAUUACAAUGCACUGACUCACAACAGUUGACUGUGAUGCAUGCACACCACAGUGGGCUGCAGACGCGGAACUGCACAGGAGGAGAGUGGUUUACGGAGACACUUAAUUUAUAAUGUGACCUCAUUCACUGACUAUGAUGCGAAGGCCUUGACAAUCUCCUCACAAUCGCUGUGUGAGGUGAGAUAGAGGGAUCACCCAUCUCUCUCCGUCUCCUACUCAGAUUUUCUCUACCUUUCUAUUAUGAUUCCACAUGAGGACCAAUGGGACGAAGGGGCUUCUUGCUUACUGGUUCAGUAGCAAAACUGUUCUCACAAAAAAAAAACUCAUUCUCAAAAGCUACCAAGUUAUAUUUCUGCUUCAGUGUUUUGUGUUAGGCUCAAGUGUCUACUGUGGGAACUGUGAGGAAAACUAUACAUCAGGACUUGUGUAUUUGUUUUUGUGAACUUGGACUGCGUCCAGAUAUGCUGGGAUGUAAAGUCGAGUGGCAUCUCAAGCACCCUCCUCUCCCCUCUGAGAAAAUAGAUGGAAUACAGGAGUAUCCGUGGGACAAAUGUGUGUGUGUGGGCGUGUGUGUGUGAGUGUGUGAAAGGGAAAGGGAAAGAAAGGACAAAGUGAAUUACAUAGGAACUGUGUUGUGAUAAAGCGAGACAAGAGAGUUAACCGCAUCUUAUCCCAACUGCCAGUUAGUGAUUAUGUGUUAGUUUGUGUGUGUGUGUGUGUGUGUGUGUGUGUGUUUGUGUUGUUGUGUUUGUGAGCCUGAUUCUCCCUGGUCAAAUGUCUUUCUCUUCUCCCCCCUUCUAUUUUCUGUCACAUGUUCUUUCUCUAUCUUAAGCACUUAGCCACAGAAAAAAGCCAAACACCUUAUUGCUCUGUUUUAUUAUCUGCUGCUUGCACACACAGGGACACACACGCACAUUGGUAUUGUAUCCAUAAAGACAUAAAAUGACCUAUACAGUCAAUAUUUUCAACUUUACAUUUCAAGCAUUUACAGCCAGAAGUGCUUAUGCUUUUUUUCCUUGUGUAAAUAAGUGAAAACACUACAGUAUUAUUGUGUGGCACCUUGUGACCACACACGUAUCAAUCUGAUAAAUACGUAUUGUUUGUAUGAUGAACAACGCUUUGAAGGGUUUUCAUGUGACACCGACCUCUGUCUUUUUCUAAAAGAACAAGUGUUUUCUUCUUUGCUUUGAACAUAUUGGAAAAGAUCAAAUAAA